AUGUUAAAGCAGCGAAAACAGCGCUUAAUCGUACCGAAAAUGGAUCCCAUAAACAGGAAGCAGCCAAAAAACAUUGCUUUCUACGUGUCAUUCAAUCGGCUUGUGGGUUUGUACAACGGUCAAGACGAAUUGCACCAUACGUUCGAGAAGCAUGGUGAACGAGAUAUAAAAGAAGCCUUUUCGCGGAUUGGUAGAGCACUGUGA
Plasmopara halstedii is the source of this 204-nucleotide messenger RNA. RefSeq lists its product as uncharacterized. The record is from RefSeq and is a predicted model, not a curated record. Lineage: Eukaryota; Oomycota; Peronosporomycetes; Peronosporales; Peronosporaceae. Bases 1 to 204 code for a protein of 67 amino acids. The transcript has 2 exons.